GUGCCUGAAAGUCUGAUACAAAAUGGGAAGGCUAUGGUGCUCAUUAGGAUUCAAUCACAUACCACCAUUGCAAAGUUGUAUAUGUGGCAAAAUAGAAAUAAAUUUUAAAAACGAUCACCACAAUUUUUCUAGGAUUUGACAGAAAAUAUCACGAAUGCGUCACAAUUGCUGCGUCAUAAUUGCACGCACGCCCUCAGCAUUGACGUCAGCUGUUGGGUGGCCAGUGUUAUUUCUGAGUUGAUGGUCCCAUAAAACAGGAAAAUUGAUAAUUUCGAAUUAGUGUACAAAAAGCGGGGCCACACGGAAUUAAAGUCAAGCUCUUUGUGUACUUAUUGAUAUAUCACCAUGAACCCUGAAUAUGACUACCUCUUCAAGCUGCUUCUGAUCGGCGACUCCGGCGUCGGAAAAUCAUGCCUACUUCUCAGGUUUGCGGACGACACAUACACGGAAAGCUACAUCAGUACGAUCGGAGUGGACUUCAAAAUCCGCACAAUCGAGCUGGAAGGUAAGACUAUCAAGCUGCAGAUCUGGGACACGGCUGGCCAGGAGCGGUUCCGCACCAUCACAUCGUCGUACUACCGCGGCGCGCACGGCAUCAUCGUCGUCUACGACUGCACCGACCAGGAGAGCUUCGGCAACGUCAAGCAGUGGCUGCAGGAGAUCGACCGCUACGCGUGCGACAACGUCAACAAACUGCUGGUCGGCAACAAGUGCGACCUGGCCACCAAGAAGGUGGUCGACUUCACCACGGCUAAGGAGUACGCCGACCAGCUGGGUAUCCCGUUCCUGGAAACCUCGGCCAAGUCGGCCACCAAUGUCGAGCAGGCCUUCCUGACCAUGGCCUCGGAGAUCAAGAGCCGCAUGGGCCCACAGUCGGCCGCUGAGCAGACGGCGGGCCGCGUCAACAUCCAGGAGGGACGGCCCAUCGAGGCCAACAAGAGCGGCUGCUGCUGAGCGACCAACGAUAGGUGAAGGGUCGCGGGGCCGGCCCGCUGGCACUGAUCGCCGCGCCGAGACGGAACAGCGGCUGGCGAGGCUCCGCCGGCAAGUACCGACGACGCAGCACCCCCGGGCCAGACGCGGCGCCCUCACACGGACACACAGGACACAGGACACACGCCGGACAUACAGGACACACGGCGGACACACCCGGACACACAGGACACACACGGACACACGGCGGACACUGAGACACUAGGGGCGGACAGAGAGAGGACAUAUCGGUCUGCAAGGCCCUACGACGGACGCUAGUUUAGUAAACAUCACAAAAUGGGACGGGGACACAUCAAGAUGCAACUAGGAAAUAGAACAUCCGCAACCGCGCACAUCCUGACUGACUCACUGAUUUACCGACUGACUGACUCACUUACUUACUGACUCGUACCCCCCUCCGGAGACUCGCGGCACGCGGAGGUACAUUUAGGCACUCACGCUCGGUUGUCCACAGAUAGUUUAUAACCGGCUGCGCGUGACCAGGAGCGCGCGGCUCCUCCCUUCUCUAAACACGGACACAGCCACCGCCCUAGGUGUUGUGCGUGUACAUAUACCGAGACAGACUGCGUGAGUGUGUGCGCGCGUGACGAGUGUGAUCCGUGGUCGGCUGAGGCGAGUGGUGUGGACCGGCGAGUGAUCCCUGCGUGUGAGAGGUGCGCGGGCCCCGGCCGGCCGGCCGGAGCGCGGCGGCGCCGCCGGGCAGCGAGUCAGCCGAGUCGGCUUUACGGCAGAGUUUCUAUUAUUAUCUGAUUAUUGUGUCUGCUGGGCUAAUUUGGGGCGGUCUCCGGCGGUUUGUUUACUCUGGCGUUGUGCGUGAUCAAAUUAUGCCUGUUUUAUUCUGUAUAUGGUAGCGUCCUGUGUAGUGCGGGGUUAUUUAUGAGAGUGUCGUCGCAGAGAGCACGUCCCCUGGUAACGGCGGCCCGCCCGCCGCUGCUGCUGCCACCUGCCGGUCGGCGGCGGAGCGUGCAGUGCGCGCGGCGGCCGCCAGUCGGCGCUGGUGUAGGCAUUCCACGACGGAGAGAGCACGGGACGGGCGCGGUACGGGAGACACCAGGACAGAGGGGCCGCCCCGCACCAAUCAGAGCCGACACCGGCGUACGACAAAUUACAGAUGAUUGUACACAACGUGCUUGCUUUGUACACAUGUCUCAUUAAAUAAAUUAUCCAAAUGUUUGUUUUAUUUCACUAUAGUGGCGUUGAUUUUGCUAGACAUUGAAUACGACAUUCUACAGAA
This is a messenger RNA of Amphibalanus amphitrite, 2227 nucleotides long. RefSeq names its product ras-related protein Rab-1A. The record is from RefSeq and is a predicted model, not a curated record. Gene Ontology annotation, molecular function: GTPase activity; GTP binding. The transcript is spliced from 6 exons. The coding region runs from base 346 to 954 and encodes 202 amino acids. NCBI's taxonomy places the organism in Eukaryota, Metazoa, Arthropoda, Thecostraca, Balanomorpha, Balanidae.